UCAUCCUUCGCAACGCGAGCGUUUUGGCGGGAGGAAAACCCGUCCUCGCUCCGUCUCUGCAUCUGCAAAACUGAUAAAAGCGAAAUUAGGAUUUUUUAUUUUUUUUUCCUCCUUUUCUGCUCGUUAUUGUAUUGCAGGAGCUGAAAAUGGAAGAAAGCUCUAGAAAAAGAAGCAGAAAAAGCAACAGAGGCUACGAAGAGAACACCAUGGCCAUCAUCGACUCCUCUGGAGUGAGAGAUGCUCGAGAUGUCGAAGAAGACAGACUUUCUUUCUUGGAAGCUGUUCGCUCCGGUUCAAUCGUCUCCGAAAACGGGUCGUUUCCCACCAGGAAAAUGUACGAGGCAAUUUUCCAAAUGCUCAAGGAUGAGAAGUCUUUAGAACUCAUGAUGGAAAGUUAUCAGCUCUUACAUCAAUUGGACAAGCGGUUUCCUCGAGUUUAUUCAUCCCAUGAGGACGAGUCCGGAUCAUCUGAUUGUACAUCAGUUGAGCUUGUCGUGGUUGAAGAGGCUUGGUCACCAUUUGUUGUUGGCUUGGAAAAUGCUUAUUCUGACAAGGGUGCAGCUUCCAGAAAUUCCCAUGAUCCAGUUGACUCCGAUAGAUUUUUUCUCCUAAUACACGACCUUGCUCAAGCAGUUAGUGAAAUGGAUUCCAAAUUGCCGGGGAGAAAGGCCCUGAGGGACAUGUUGUUGUUUCAGUAUCUUGUCAGCGUUCUCGAAGGAGAUUUCUUACCUCGCAGCACUGUAUACAAAGAAACCAUGAACUGGGCUCUCUUAAGGGAGUCCUUGCUCCACAUUCUUCUGGGCUCACGAAACUUCAAAAGCUUAAUCAAAGAAUGCAUACCCAUUAUAUUGAAAAGAUCCCAUCAUCAUGUUGAUAUCAGUCCUCAUGAACUAAAAAAUGAAGAAACGGUCCAUGAUUGUGAUGUUGCUCUGGCCAUUUCUGUGAUGGAACAAGAAAAGCGAACACACAUCUCUAUGCACAAAUUUUUUACUCUUAUUAUGGAGCUUGAUGUAAUAAAGAAGGAAGCAGACUCUCUAGGUUGUACUUCUAGAGCCAGUGGUUUGAGUCGAUGCAGAACCCCUCUGUUGGAGGUCAUUCUAGGUGAACUCACUUAUGAUAAAGAUCUUCUUUCCCCCUUUCUUGAGGGAUUUUCUGAACCCAAGUGGAAGUUGGAAUUAGUUCUGGGUUACUUUUCAAAAUAUUACACAAAGCCUUCCACUCGCACGCGGAGUUCAUGUGAUUCUCCAGAUGGUGCAACGUUUGAAAGUUUCUUGAAAUGCUUUUCUAAUAACACUAGCAGUAGAAGCAUCAUCAGAAAAAUUGGUACCGAAGUAGUGCAGAUUCUUUUAGCUCAUUCUUUCCAGGCCUAUCUAUCUAUUCAACUAGGCCAGAAAUGCAUUUCCAGUUCUGAUCAGAACACUGGAAGUGAGGCUCUUGGGAAAAUAUGCAGUGACAUGAUUUCUGCUUUUCAGAAUCUCAGACAAUUUGAUGAGUGCACUCUUUUAUUUCUACAUUUGGCAAUGAAAAAUACACGACUUUGUACUAUUAUGUUACUAAAAGCAGGCAGAAUGGGCUUGUCAACUAAUAAGGGCAGUUGGAGGUCAUGCCUUUUGAGAAAGAAGCGUUGUUUACUGCAGCUACAAUUCUCUCGACAAUUUCAUAGGAUCCAAGUAGUUUCAUCCAGAUCACUUUAUCCUUGGCCCCAUGGUAGCUUUUUGGGGAGUCAUCGGCACACAACUGAUUGCGUUGUUAUUUCGGUGGUGGUAAUGUGUUAGCAUUUUGCCGGACAACUUUGUAUUUUGUGACAUUUUUAUCCGUAUAUAAGAGAUGUUCCUGUGGACGAGGCAGACAUGGCAUUGAUAUCAAGCACUUGGUGAAGGGUUUGAGUCAUGUAAGGAUGAAGUUGGGCCCCAUUUCAGGACUCUGGCUCGGGCAUAACCCAAAGACCACAAUGAUCAGAUGGUCCUAAGCGUCUGGUCUGCUGCUAUUAAAUGAAUGGCUAAAAUGGAAAAUGGUAAUCAGUAGAAAUUAAACAAGCCUUGGUUUA
Molecule: messenger RNA, 2047 nt
Organism: Magnolia sinica
Lineage: Eukaryota; Viridiplantae; Streptophyta; Magnoliopsida; Magnoliales; Magnoliaceae
Product: negative regulator of systemic acquired resistance SNI1-like
Exons: 17
Coding region: 147-1775 (542 amino acids)
Biological process (GO): negative regulation of DNA-templated transcription; DNA damage response; negative regulation of systemic acquired resistance
Cellular component (GO): nucleus; Smc5-Smc6 complex
Molecular function (GO): transcription cis-regulatory region binding
Source: RefSeq, a predicted model, not a curated record